Molecule: messenger RNA, 1802 nt
Organism: Salvia miltiorrhiza (redroot sage)
Lineage: Eukaryota; Viridiplantae; Streptophyta; Magnoliopsida; Lamiales; Lamiaceae
Exons: 9
Coding region: 465-1691 (408 amino acids)
Molecular function (GO): GDP-Man:Man(1)GlcNAc(2)-PP-Dol alpha-1,3-mannosyltransferase activity; alpha-1,3-mannosyltransferase activity
Source: RefSeq, a predicted model, not a curated record
GUACUAUUAGAAAAACAAAAUAGAAAUUAGGAAAUAGGUUUCUGAUUUCUCUUUCUCGCCACCGUUCUCCGUCUCUCUCUCUGCCCUCUUCCGUUUCACUCUCUCUCGGUCUCUCUCUGCAACCGCCGGUCGCCGCCGCCCCCGCCUCCUCCGGUCGCCCGUGGCAACGGCCUCACCGCCUCGGACAUCUCCGUCAAGCGCUGCGAUUUGCAAGCGCCAAGCAGGCAGCACAGCAGCAGUGCGCCGCCCGGCCCUCGCCGGCUCGCCCCGCCCUCGCCGGCUCGCCCCGCCCCGUCUCCUUUGAUUGACAGCUGCAGUGCGACUGCGCAGCGCCGCCCUCACCUAUUCUUUCCCGCGCCCCGCCAACUUUGGCCUCGGUGCCUCCGUCCGGCGACUCCGCAGCAACAGCCGUUUCCAACAAAAGUGGCUGAAUAAACUCCAUACUGAAGAAGGUACAGACAGUCAUGGAGAAUAAAGGCGGCUCAAAAUUAAACAUAGCGAUUAUCCACCCUGAUCUUGGAAUAGGUGGAGCGGAGAGGUUAAUUGUUGACGCUGCUGUAGAACUCUCAUCUAACGGUCACAAUGUUCACAUAUUUACGUCACAUCACGACAAAAUGCGCUGUUUUGAGGAGACAAUUUCUGGCAUCUUUCCAGUCACUGUGUAUGGAGCUUUUCUUCCCCGACAUAUUUUUUAUCGUCUCCACGCAGUUUGUGCUUAUCUCCGGUGUAUCUUUGUUGCUCUUUGUGUGCUAUUCUUAUAUCCUUCUUUUGACAUUAUACUGGUGGAUCAAGUCUCCGUUGUCAUCCCAUUGAUGAAGUUGAAAAGGCUAUCUAAGGUAGUAUUUUAUUGCCAUUUUCCAGAUCUAUUACUGGCUCAACACUCGACCAUUCUUAGGAGAAUCUAUCGGAAACCUAUAGAUUUUUUUGAAGAAAUGACAACAGGUAUGGCUGAUUUGAUUCUUGUAAACAGCAAAUUCACUGCAUCUACAUUUGCGAAGACUUUCAAGCAAUUAAGUUCACGAGGGGUUAGACCUGCCGUGCUUUAUCCAGCUGUUAACGUGGAUCAGUUUGACAAACCUAGUGCUACUAAGUUGACAUUUCUUUCAAUCAAUCGGUUUGAAAGGAAAAAGAAUAUCGAACUAGCUAUUUCUGCUUUUGCUAUGCUCUACAACAGCCAACAGGAGUUCCUACAAGGUGAUGACAGAAAGGAGCUUUCUUUGGUUGUUGCUGGUGGCUUUGAUAAACGGCUGAGGGAAAACGUUGAGUAUUUGGAGGAACUAAAAAGCUUGGCAGAAAGGGAAGGCGUCUCUGAUCGUAUCCAAUUCAUCACGUCUUGUUCGACACCCGAAAGAAACACUCUUCUUUCGCAGUGCCUCUGUGUGCUCUACACACCUAAGGACGAGCAUUUUGGCAUCGUCCCGUUAGAAGCCAUGGCUGCCUACAAACCAGUAGUCGCGUGCAAUAGUGGGGGUCCAGUCGAGUCAAUAAAGAACGGGGUGACAGGAUACCUCUGCAAGCCUGCUCCGCAAGACUUCUCGGCUGCCAUGUCUAAUUUUGUUCGGGAUCCUCAGUUGUCGACAACCAUGGGUGUGGAGGCGCGGGAGCAUGUGGUGCAGUCAUUCUCUACCAAGACAUUUGGUCACCACCUGAAUGCGUAUGUUGUCGAUACAGCUCGUAGAAAGAAAGAGUGAAGAUAUCAGCAAUGAAGAUUGUGAUAGCUGACUCCAUAAUUCUCCUUUACUCUUGUACAACUGUAACUCUAGCAUCUUCGAAACCAUACAAAAGUUUUGCUUCCUCUUCAA